AUGGAUGAGAUCCUCGGUCCCUUGCAGGAUAUUUUCGAGGGCCAAAUAGACUUCCAUGGCCAGUGGCUUGCUGAAAUAUUAACAAACGUGCUACUAGUCGUCUUCGGUGCCAUCGGGUUCAUCGCCGGUUAUAUCUACCAAGAUGUCUUCGUAACAGUCUUGAUCGGGGCGGUUGGAGUGCUAGUAACGAUAUUUGUAGUCGUGCCGCCGUGGCCAAUCUAUAAUAAGCACCCAGAACCCUGGCUGGUCCCGGGUCUGGGAGGGGUGCGAGGGGGUGGGAUUGUGGUAGGGGAUGCUAAAGUGCGCUGA
Molecule: messenger RNA, 309 nt
Organism: Uncinocarpus reesii 1704
Lineage: Eukaryota; Fungi; Ascomycota; Eurotiomycetes; Onygenales; Onygenaceae
Exons: 3
Coding region: 1-309 (102 amino acids)
Biological process (GO): protein targeting to ER
Cellular component (GO): endoplasmic reticulum membrane; signal peptidase complex
Source: RefSeq, a predicted model, not a curated record